Pelobates fuscus (common spadefoot toad) is the source of this 6017-nucleotide messenger RNA. It is a transcript of the gene JAZF1, whose product is annotated as JAZF zinc finger 1. The coding region runs from base 153 to 887 and encodes 244 amino acids. The transcript has 5 exons. Lineage: Eukaryota; Metazoa; Chordata; Amphibia; Anura; Pelobatidae. The record is from RefSeq and is a predicted model, not a curated record. Gene Ontology annotation, cellular component: nucleus.
UCCUCCGCUCCCGACGCUGGAGCUUCCUCCUCCCCCUCUCUCUCCUCUCCAUCCCUCCCUCCCUCCUCCAGCACCGGCUGCCAUCCUCUCUCCCUCCAUCUGUGUCCGACUCCCACCCGCAGCCCUGCCGGGACCUCAAUGCCCGCAGCACCAUGAUGACAGGCAUCGCCGCCGCCUCCUUCUUCUCCAAUGCCUGCCGCUUCGGGGGCUGCGGGCUCCACUUCACCACCCUGGCCGAGCUAAUCGAGCACAUCGAGGAUAACCACAUCGACACAGAUCCCCGUGUGCUAGAAAAGCAAGAACUUCAACAACCUACAUAUGUGGCUUUGAGUUACAUCAAUAGAUUCAUGACCGAUGCUGCUCGACGUGAACAAGAAACACUUAAAAAGAAAAUCCAGCCCAAGCUAUCUCUGACAUUAUCAAGUUCCAUGUCCCGUGGGAAUGUCUCCACACCCCCUCGUCACGGCAGUGGCAGCCUCACACCUCCAGUAACUCCUCCCAUCACACCAUCCUCCUCAUUCCGGAGUAGCACCCCUACAGGAAGUGAAUAUGAUGAGGAAGAAGUAGACUAUGAAGAGUCUGACAGUGAUGAGUCGUGGACUACAGAGAGUGCCAUUAGCUCUGAGGCUAUCCUUAGCUCCAUGUGCAUGAAUGGUGGGGACGAAAAGCCAUUUGCCUGCCCCGUUCCUGGAUGUAAAAAGAGAUAUAAGAAUGUAAAUGGUAUUAAGUACCAUGCCAAGAACGGCCACAGAACACAAAUCCGAGUCCGUAAACCUUUCAAAUGCCGCUGUGGAAAGAGUUACAAAACCGCUCAGGGCCUUCGACAUCACACAAUCAAUUUUCACCCUCCUGUCUCUGCUGAGAUAAUCAGGAAGAUGCAGCAAUAAAAGCAGACGCUGUGCCAAGGAAACCUCACCAGCAGACGCUGAUUUUGAAAACAGCCACCCUUUGUUUUUAUUUUUUAUUAUUAUUAAUAUUAUUUUAUUUUUUUUUCCAUUGUAUUUCAGGGGAAGCACUCAAAUCCUAUGAAACCUGAGUUUCAGUGCAUGCUUUAAUCAAAGAAUUCCAUAUGGAAUGGUCUGUUUUUAGUCAUUAUUUUGUACAUUUGCACAUAUUAAUUACUCUUCCCAUUACUUUUAUAAGGUGCUAAAAACAUUAAAGAAAAAGGAAAAAAAAACACAAGGCAUAUGAUUUAUUAUGGAAGGGGAGGAUACAAAGAUUCCUUCUGCCUACACAAGAAGCAUUAACCCUUCUACUACCAGGAGUAAUUUAGAAAUCCACUGUGGCACUCCCAAGUUUACUACCGUACUUUUGAAAUGCAUGACCUAUUAUUUGGAUGUGAUUUUGUUUAGGGAAUGGGGAAAAAUCAUGAUACUGAAAUGUCUGCUUUCUUCUUUGCCUGAUAGCGGUUGUGGUGGGCAAACAGUAAGAGGAUUGUUAACCCUCUAGAGUGCCAGAGGGACCCCCAAUGCACGGCAGAGCAAUGGGUGGGGAAACCUUAAAACCACGCUGCUGCACAGGGAGACUGCAGAUGUUGAUUGUUGGUAGCAGACAGGCUUCGGAGGCAGAGGCCUCUGUCAUUAGUGUGCUGGAGUGCAGUUUUUUUAAAAUGUAUUUAUUUUUUAAAAUAUCCGAUCAUGCAUGUGUUUGAUUGGGAGCACAGAGCCUUAGCACCUUUUGAUUAACCCCGGCCGUGUUGUCACUGGCAUUUUGUAGCACAUGAAUCUCUUUCAUUCAUUGCGAGAGUCCGCCGACAGAAGGAGCGUUAUGUGCAUAUAAUACCAAAUUAGCACCACUCUCAGACUCGUUAACCUGCCUUACUUAAUAAACUCAGUAUGUUUGGUAACAGUUGCAUAGGUAACGGAAACUAUAAAUAAGAUUGUUUAACAUAUUAUAAUAAAAAUAUUUUCAUACUUAACAUACAUAUAAAAGGUUGUACUUGCUGUUUUUCCUAUUAUCUCACUUAUACUAUUUUUGUUACCAGCUAAAGUGCUAAAAUUCUUGUCUGCAACUAGCAAAAAAAAUAAACAAAAGCAAAAAAAAAAAAAAAAAAAAUUGACAAAGAAAAUAUCUUCAGUGUUACAGAAAGUUGGAGUUUUACAGAUGCGGACCGAGGUCUAGUUAAGGUUUGGGUUACAGCCAAUUUUAUUAUGUGGAUCAAGUUGCCAGUGUAAACGAUUUCUAAUGUUUCCCUCUCUUGUACAAGCAAUGAAAUGCAAUUUUCUUACUUUUCGCUUCCUUGCAGGUUUUACCAAUAUAGAAAAUACACUGUAUGUUAGCACAAAAUGUCAGACUUUUUUAUUUUUUUUAUUGAAUUCCAAGUCUCGUUGUUUAUUAAUCAGUGCCAAACUAAGUUUUUAUGCAUGGCCAGAUUUAUAUAUAUUUUUCAUUUCAUCAUUCACCAUUAAACGCAGUGUUCUCCUAAACUCCCAUCGUGGACAGCUAGAACUUAAGAAGUUGCCUAUUGCCACUAAUUAGGCGUCUCUUCUACUCCCCUCGCCCUAUUACAUCAGCCUUUUCUUCCCCAUAGUAACCUUGACAACCAACCUCCUUUAUAAUCACAAUGGUGGGCUGUUCCUGCCCAGUCAGUAGAACAAAAUGUUAACCCUGCGUUCAAUUCAUUGAAAUGGAUUGCAUUUUUAGGUUGGUCAAAUCACCAUUGUUGGGCAGGAUCUUAAAGCACAGACCAGCAAUGAGCUCCCAAUUUAAAUAUUUAAUUGAACCUCCCGUGAGUUUUCCAGAGUGAUUAAUUAUUUUUUUUACACUGGAAAUGUAUGAAUUUCAUCUUCAGUUUUAAUCCCUUGUUAACAGAAUGGUGAAAUAAGAAGCCCAGCGAAAAGAUGGUAACCUGGCAACCAUAAGUGCGUCUCACCGGGGCAUAUUAACAUAUUUCUAAAAUUAACGUGACUCCAUUCAGCAGAAAGCGUAAUUGACAUAAACUCUAAAAGCAAUGCUACUUUAUUUUAUUUUAUUAUUGAGACUUUGGGAUCACUCAUGUAAAGCAUCUAGAUGAUAAUUUCACAUUAGUUCAGAUGGUAUAAACCUGCAAUGUUGCCUUAAGUGUAAAUGUUAUUUUUGUUCUGUUGGUUUUAGCUUAAUUGUAAAAAUACAAAGCUCCUUCCUGGCAUGGAGCUUUUAACGCACUUUCUGGUUCUCUAUUGCCAACAAUAAAAGCUAAUGCUGUCUAAUGCCAAUAAAUACAAAUCCUGUAUUGAACAUGUGCAUAUAGGCUGCAUCCCAGAAUCCCCAGCACAUAGAAUGAAGGCACAGCAGUUGGAAGGGAAUUUAGAGUGUCUCUCCUUUGAUGUUCACAGUGGACUAUUUUAGUGUUGGUUUUUAAUUGUAUUUUCUUUCAUUCUGCCUUGUAAUUCUCGUUUCAUUCCGAAUGGAGUUAUCUGUUUAGCCUUAAAGCCCACUUUGGGCCCACUGACAAACCAUAUAAUUUAGACUGAGUGCUGUGUGCGGCAGGUGGUCAAAGUUAAGGAUCACCUGUCUUACAUUAACAUGUCUGGAUCCAACCUUGCACACUUAACAAAACAGAGCCACAGUUGCCUUUAAUAUUUUAGGAACAACAUUGGAAACCUUUCUAGAUAGCUAUCCCGUAUUAUGUAACAAACGGCAAUGUAAGCAAGAACACACAUUUAGAUGAUUUUGUGGACUGCAUAUAAGAUUACCCUUCAUGAUCGCAUUAGUAGGAAAGAAUAUCAAAUAUUCAUUUAGAUUAAACAUUUUAUGUUCCAUAGUUUUCUUUUCACACAUACGUACUGCAGCUGUUUAUCCAAAAACAGUCGUUUAAAAAUGGCCAAAACAUUCAAGCCUUUUCCAAUUUUGCUUCUUUCCUUUUGUGACUCCUAAAUAGUAUUCUGAAUUAUCCUUUUGAUUUGCACAGCCCUGCCUAUGAUCAGAUCACAGGUUGUUGUUUCGAAUAUUAUUAACAAGAAAUAGGUAUAUUAGGUGCUACAAUAUAUACUACACUCCCUUAAAUAUUACAAUUGUGCAGCACAAGACUGCAGUGUCCUUUCUCUUUACAAUGAUUAGGGUUUUUUGUUUUUUUAAAUAUAAAUUAUCCGAUCCAGUAAUUAUUAUUAUUAUUAUAAUUUAUACAGUGCCAACAUAUUCUGCCACGAUUUACAUUAUAGAAAGGGGGUAAUAAAAGGAGAAGCGAGCUCCCAAUCUAUGAGGAUUUAAGGUAGGUGGAUGGUUAGGUCUUUUACCCAAGGACACUUACUGGUGGGGUGAUCAGACCGGGGCUCAAACCUGAGUUUCCCAGUUCUAAGGCAGUGACUUACUAGUGCUCUAAAAUUAUAUUUUAUUCCAGAGCUAUAUUGCUCAUUUUCUACAUAAUACCCUAUUGCCCCAUUGCAGACACUGACUGGCAUUGUCAGCUAUUGCAAAGUUUUAUGUUGGCUAUUUCCAAUCUUUCUCGCGUAAGAAUUUCUGUAACAACUCCACUGCACUGUUUAUAGAAUUAAUUGUGAGUUUUUAACAUCACAAAAAUACAUAAUAUUGCACUUGUCCACACUAAAUCUAGCAAACUCAUUAUUUUGUAAAUGUCAUAGACGGUCGCAUUGUCGUAUUUACUACCCUGAUUACCAUAAUAAAGUUGUAUUUAUCCGAGAAACAUACAAAUGCAUAGGGCAACCAUUGCAAAACCUUUUAAUGGUUAACUGUUCUUAAUGUUUAUAUCUAUGUGUAAGCUGUGAAAACGUGACAUUAUUAGUUUGACGAAAACAAAUUUACAAAUAUUUAAAGAAAAAUGUGGAUUGCAGCACAAGUGAGUUGCCAAAUUAUGUUUGCCAGCUCUUAUGUACAGCACUGACGGCAAACCAUGUUCUUAUUUGCCUUAAUUUGUACAUCACUUCCCUUUAUACCUGAAUCUGAACAUAGCUGUCUGUUAUUGGACCAAGUUCGUACACCGAUAAGGAUAUGAUCACAUUUGAUAGUCAAAUAGUUUAAUUUAAAAAAAAAAAAGCAAACCGCAUUUAAGACUUUAAAAACCUAAGAAAAGAGUUAUGUGCACCUUAUCUAAAAUCCUUAUGCAUGUUGAAAUAAAUAGAGGUUUCGCAAUUCACCUUGCUUCUUACGGAAGAUGAAGGUAGCAAUGUUAAUUGUUCGUGUAGGACUCAUCUAAGAGGUUUGCCUUGAUGUGGCAGGUGGGCUAAUGGCUAGUGGAGUGAAACCAAACAAAUGUAUUUAAAUAUGCAUAAUGAUUUGGGGUAGUGCGUAGGUAACUCUUUUCUUGAAAUUUGUAUUGUAUGUAUUGGGACUGAUUUGUAUUAUGGUCAUUGCUGCUGCCCAGGAGUAGUGGGAGUUUGAGCGCAGGACUUAUUUUUGUGUAUUAGCAUUUAAGGCUUUGCCUUAAUAAGCAUUUCUUUUUCCAAGUUUCCAACUUUGCUUGAAGUUUGGUGUAAUAUCUAACAAAGCUCAAAUUGUAUAUAUUUUUCACAAGGCUGAUUUGAGAAUUCUAAUUGUUUUUUUUCUAAACCGAAUAAUCUGGUUGCCACAUGUAGGCUAAAAGCAGAGCCAUUGCUUACGUAGGGUGAUCCAGACAUGGAGAUGGGAUACCUAACAUUCAGCAAGCCCUAUUUGGCUAUUUGUGAUCCCCUGCUAAUUUGGCAGCACUGCAGAAACACUGUAUCUUUUUGGCGAUGUUCUUCAAAUUCCAGGCAGGAUGUUAGCUCAAUAGCUAAACAGUUGUAAAAAAAAAUGUCAUUGUGCAUGUAAAUUCUUUUCAACUAUAAAACUGAAACUCCAGUUACUAUUUACCUACUCAUUGUGACAGUAUUAUUAAACAUGUAAGGAUGGGACUAUUUUGUUAUAUUGUGUAUAGUAAAUGUAUUGUACUGUGUCUGUGCUUAAAUUAUAUUUUCUUAUGUUUUGUUGGGGAUGAAGUACAUUAAGUCUGAAGGUGACAGAGGUUUUAUGUUUUUGAAUGGAAGGUAACUUAAUGAAUCAAAACUCCUAUCAAAGCUGCUUAUAAAUGUAAAUCAAAGUGGAAAUAAACUGCCUCUGACAGA